Molecule: messenger RNA, 627 nt
Organism: Dermatophagoides pteronyssinus (European house dust mite)
Lineage: Eukaryota; Metazoa; Arthropoda; Arachnida; Sarcoptiformes; Pyroglyphidae
Product: proteasome subunit beta type-1-like
Source: RefSeq, a predicted model, not a curated record
AUGAGUGAGUGGUCGCCCUACCAGGACAACGGCGGCACCGCGCUCGCCGUCGCCGGCCGCGACUUUGUCGUGCUGUCUGCGGACACGCGCUGUUCGGCUGGCUACUCGAUCCUGUCGCGUCGUGUGUCGCGCGUAACGCAGCUAACUGAUCGCUGUUGCAUCGCUAGUUGCGGACAACUUUGCGAGAUUCAGCGACUGCACAAACGCCUCAAGUUAGAAGUGCGCUCCUACGCCUACAAACACGGCGUUUCGCCGUCGGUGCACGCGCUGCGACAGUUUCUCUCGGUUGAGCUUUACGAGCGACGCCUCUUUCCGUACUACACCUUCAACAUUUUAGCGGGACUCGACGACGAAGGCGCGGCGGUUGUCUACGGCUACGACGCAAUCGGAAACACCGAGCCGCUGAGCUACGCGGCGGUCGGCUGCGCCGCACCGCUAGUGCUUCCGGCGAUGGACGUCGCGCUGCGGGGCGACGCAGAGCUCGACGCCACUGCCGUCGCUAAGCUGCAACUCGACUUGCUAACUGUCGCGGCCGAGCGCGAGAUCAAAACGGGCGAUUUCGUUGAAACCUUUCUGCUCACGGCCGCAGGCGUGGAAACGCGCAUGGCCACGCUGAAGCAAGACUAG